AUGAACUCUUUUCGCCAAGCCUUGGUGGAUUGCGACUUGCGUAGUGUCCCAUACCAAGGAUAUCCUUUCACUUGGGCUAGAACAUACCCGAGUGGGGAUAUGAUGGAGGAAAGGUUGGACAGGUGUGUGGUUAAUGGGAGAAUUAGUGCAGAUUAUGGUCAUAGUUUGACAUAUCAUUUAGUAGCAUCGGGGUCAGAUCACUAUCCGAUACUUGGUGAAUUAUUGACUGAUGCUCCCAUCGUGGAGGCAAAGAAGAAAAGAAGAUUUCAUUUUGAACAAAUGUGGACACUUGAGAAAGGUUGUGAAGAUAUUAUUCGAGAGGCUUGGGAUUCAACUGACGCUAUGGGAGGUGUGAAGGAGGGAAUUAAGAAUUGUGUAGGGAAACUGGCAAAAUGGAAUAAAUUAACUUUUGGGCAUGUGCAAAAGUAG
This is a messenger RNA of Prunus armeniaca (apricot), 429 nucleotides long. The record is from the annotation of a GenBank genome assembly. Lineage: Eukaryota; Viridiplantae; Streptophyta; Magnoliopsida; Rosales; Rosaceae.